UCCUCCUCUUCUUUUUCCCCACAUCCUUUGCCCUCGCCAUGUCUGAGGCCGCAAACGAGAAGGGUAAUGGCUAUGGCAGUGGUACCAGCGACGAUGGCUCCCAGUCUGCUGCCCCAGAAGUCUUCGAGCGACCUACUGGUCUCAAGGGUACCUACUACAACCCUUAUGCACAGGUCGUUAUGUUGGGUUUCGUCUGUUUCAUGUGCCCCGGCCUGUUCAAUGCUUUGAACGGCCUCGGUGGAGGUGGCCAGGUUGACGCCACGACCAGCGCCAACGCUAACGUCGCACUCUAUGCUACAUUCGCCAUCCUCGCUUUCUUCUCUGGAUCGAUCAACAACGUCCUCGGCCCCCGGCUCUCUCUGUUCUUGGGCAGCUUGGGAUACUCCCUCUAUAUUGGCUCUUACCUGGCCAUGAAUAUCCACCCAAAUGCAGGCCCGUUCGUAAUCGCUGCAGGUGCCAUCCUUGGAGUCUGUGCUGGCCUUUUGUGGACCGCCCAGGGUUCGCUUAUGUUGGCAUACCCCACUGAAUCACAGAAGGGUCUAUUUAUCGCCAUCUUCUGGUCGAUUUUUAAUUUGGGAGGUGUUGUGGGCGCUGCUGUCGCUUUUGGUGAUAACUUCCAUUCUACAGCCAAUGCUGUUGGAAACGGCACUUAUAUCGGCUUCCUCGUCCUCACUCUCAUCGGAGUCACCAUUCCACUGUUCAUGGCCGACCCCAAGAAGGUCAUCCGUACAGACGGCACCAAAGUCACUGCCCCUCGUCAGCCAUCGUGGCGUACCGAGAUCUACGGUCUAUACGUCGCGUUGAGGACCGAUCCGAUGAUCGUGCUGCUCUUUCCCAUGUUCUUCGCGUCCAACUGGUUCUACACUUGGCAGUUCAACGAUUAUAACGCCGCAUUGUUCAAUAUCCGUGCCCGCGGCCUCAACAACCUCGUUUACUGGCUCUCCCAAAUCGUCGGCUCUAUCGCCAUCGGUCUAUUGCUUGACUCACGGAGGCUUACACGUCGCAUGCGUGCCUUCGCCGGAUGGACUGUACUUCUCCUCUUUGUCUUCGCUCUCCAUAUCUGGGCCUACUUCUAUCAAAAGAACUAUACUCGCGAGUCUAUACCCGAGGAUUCCCAAAAGAUAGACAUAUACGAUGCAGAAUACGUCGGCCGUAUCUUCCUCUACAUGUUCUUCGGUAUGCUCGACGCGAUGUGGCAGACGACGGCGUACUGGAUGAUGGGUGCUAUGUCCAACGACCCCGCGAAGCUUGCUUACUUCGCCGGUUUCUACAAGUCCAUCCAGUCUGCUGGUGCCACUGGCGUGUGGCGUGCUGAUGCCGUCAAGCUCCCGUAUAUGAAUAUCUUCAUCUCGACGUGGGCGUUGCUCGUCGCAGGAUUGCUCUUCGCCCUGCCCAUGAUCUACCUCCGGGUGAAGAACCACACAGAGCUCGCGGACGAGGCUGUUGCACGCAUGGACGAUGAUGGCCACAUCCAGCCACCGGAGAGCCUGUAGACUGAGAUAAGGCCCGCAAGCAGCGUUACACUCUAAUACCCCGUAUAACCUUCUUAUACUGGAAUUUGUUGACACGAUUAUUGCUUAGUGCUAAGACUUACUUUCGCUCCUUUGUUGCGUUUCGUGCUUGGUUGUAUUCGUUUUCUAGGGUGAUACCAGGAUCGUUCUUCUUGAUGGUCUGUUUGCUUGAUGAUGAUGCAAUGCCUAUUUAUUUUAAUGCCUGUCUCC
Messenger RNA from Stereum hirsutum FP-91666 SS1, 1721 nucleotides. RefSeq names its product MFS general substrate transporter. The transcript is spliced from 13 exons. The record is from RefSeq and is a predicted model, not a curated record. Lineage: Eukaryota; Fungi; Basidiomycota; Agaricomycetes; Russulales; Stereaceae. Bases 39 to 1493 code for a protein of 484 amino acids.